This is a messenger RNA of Arvicola amphibius (Eurasian water vole), 1848 nucleotides long. It is a transcript of the gene Amer2, whose product is annotated as APC membrane recruitment protein 2. Gene Ontology annotation, cellular component: plasma membrane. The coding region runs from base 1 to 1848 and encodes 615 amino acids. The record is from RefSeq and is a predicted model, not a curated record. Gene Ontology annotation, biological process: regulation of canonical Wnt signaling pathway. Gene Ontology annotation, molecular function: phosphatidylinositol-4,5-bisphosphate binding; beta-catenin binding. The transcript is spliced from 2 exons. NCBI's taxonomy places the organism in Eukaryota, Metazoa, Chordata, Mammalia, Rodentia, Cricetidae.
AUGGAGACGGGCAGGAGCCGCGGCGGCGGCGGCGGCGCGGCUGUCAGCGAGCGCGGCGGCGGCGGCGCGCGCGCAGGGGUCUGCAGGAGGCAGGAGCAGGCCGGGGCCCUCGCCGCAGACAUGGACUCGCAUUGUGAGUGCGCCGCGGAGACGCCCGCCGCAGAGCCGCCGUCGGGGAAGAUCAAUAAGGCUGCGUUCAAGUUAUUCAAGAAGAGGAAAUCGGGGGGCACCAUGCCCAGCAUUUUUGGGGUCAAAAACAAAGGGGAUGGGAAGAGCGCGGGGCCGGCGGGGAUGGUGAGAAGCAGGACCCACGACGGACUAGCGGAGGUACUGGUGCUGGAGGGCAGCAAGAAGGAGGAGCCGCCCGGCGGGGGCGAUCACGGUGGGGCCCGGCCAAACCCCGGACCCCCCAAAACCUCCGGGCCUGGCCUGGGCUCCCUGGCCAGCAGCUCGGUGGCCAAGUCCCACAGCUUCUUCUCCCUGCUGAAAAAGAACGGGCGAUCGGAGACCGGCAAGGGAGACCCUGCCGAGGCGAGCAAGGCUGGCGGCAAACAAAAGAGGGGGCUGAAAGGGAUCUUCAGCAGCAUGCGCUGGCACCGGAGGGACAAGCGCGGCAAGGAGGAGGAGGAGAAGGCGGCGCGCGCGGCGGGCCCGGGCAGCCUAGUCCUGCCCGGCUCGCUCACCGCCAGCCUGGAGUGCGUCAAGGAGGAGCCGCCCCGAACCGCGCGCCGCCCGGACAGCCCGGGCCAGGACGCCCCGCGACACGCAGCAGGUGAGCCCGAAGGGGGAGAGCAGGCGCCCGAGCCCGCCGAGCGCGUCCCGGCGCGGACCUGCCUCGAGGCCGCGAGCCCCGCCGGCCCUGGCGACCAAAGCGCCCGGGGAGAGGACGCCGAGGGGCAUUGGCGCGCGGAGAAGCCCGGGGCAGCCCUCGAGUCGGGAGCUGGUGAGGUCCAGGCGGCCGAGGAUGCUUCCAGGACAGGCUGUGGAGAUAUUAUUGCAGACCCAGAAGAAGAGGCAGGCCCCAGCUGUGACAAGCAUGCCCCCGGGCCAGGCAAGCCAGUGCUCUCUAAAAAGAACCCCAGCGAGGUGGCCUACCAAGGAGGAGGGGAGGAGAUGGCCAGCCCAGAUGAGGUGGACGACACCUAUCUCCCGGAAUUCUGGGACAUGUUGUCCCAGACCGAGGACCAAGGACAAGGGCCCCAAAAGGGCGCAGCGAAGGCGGCCACUUCUUCAGACACCAAGCUGGCCCCUGAGACCUCCAAUGAUGCCCGGUGCGGGGAAGUAGCCAAGGACGUGUCCUCUGUCAAGCGCAGGAGGAUCCACAGGAUCCCCAUUGAUCCUCAGCAGAAGGAGGAGCCCAAGCACCCAGAGAAGGAGCAUCAAGAAGGAGUCCCUAACAGCGACGAGGGCUACUGGGACUCCACCACUCCUGGUCCAGAAGAAGAUAGCGCCAGCAGCAGUAAGAAGGCCGUCAUUCCCAGGGAUAGCGACAGUGGGGAUGCCCUCUAUGAUCUCUACGCUGAACCCGAAGGAAGCCCAGCUGCAGUUCCUGCCACGGAGGACCCACCUUGCUUGUCCCGGCUAAAGCCGGUGUCUCCAGGCACCAUCACCUGUCCACUGAGAACACCAGGCAGCUUGCUGAAGGACUCUAAAAUCCCUAUUAGCAUCAAACAUCUCUCCAACCUUCCGUCCAGCCAUCCUGUGGUGCACCAGCAACCAGCCAGGAGUGAGAUGCCCAGAACAAAAAUCCCUGUUUCCAAAGUGCUGGUCCGCAGGGUCAGCAACCGGGGUUUGGCUGGGACCACCAUCAGGGCAGCAGCAUGCCAUGACAGUGCCAAAAAGUUGUGA